This is a messenger RNA of Mesocestoides corti, 387 nucleotides long. The record is from the annotation of a GenBank genome assembly. Lineage: Eukaryota; Metazoa; Platyhelminthes; Cestoda; Cyclophyllidea; Mesocestoididae.
AUGCUGCCAGUCCUUCUUCUUGCCCUAACUACCAAUGUGAUAGCCGAAGUUCCAUCAGGAGAGGAGCGAGCUGCAAUUUUGGAUUGCCAUGCAAGGCUUCGUGAGGGCGUGAAACCAAUCGCCAGCAAUAUGCUACUACUGACAUACUCGACCGAGAUGGAGAAACUAGCUGAUGAGUACGUGAAGGCUUGUACUGGCGCCUUUCCGGCUUCCUCUCCACGAUUUCGCCAGGUGGGUUACAUCCAACUACCAUCGAGUGACCAACAACUCGAAUACCGUGAUGCAUUGCUCCAAGUCGAUGAUAGCGCCUACGUCUAUAGAAACAACACCUGCCUUGGUAGUUGCUACGAUUACAAGCAGGUACGUGAGACAUCAUUGUAUACUUAA